UAUAAAUUUAGUGAUGUUAUUAUCUCAAGCAAAAUAGAUAGUGUGUAUUUCUAAAACAGGAGAGAGAUUUAAAUUUGCAAAUCCCGACCUGUGUGUUUUGGAGAAUUCAUCUGUAGCCAUUAAUGAAUAGGGAGUGAUUGUGGAUAUUGGAGAUAUUGAUGAAAAAUAUUAAAAUUAUAAAAUCAUAGAUUGCAGAGGCAGAUGUGUCUUACCAGGAUUGAUAGAUGCUCACACUCAUCCUUGUUAUGCAGGAGAUAGAUCUGGUGAAUUUAAGAUGAAAUUGGAAGGAGCAACAUACAUGGAAAUUCACAACAAGGGAGGUGGUAUAAUGUAUACAUCCAGAUGUGUGAAUUAAGCAAGUUAGGAGGAAUUAGAAUAGAUCUUAGAGAGUGGAAUCAAGAGAGCCAUUAGAAAUGGAACAACUACUAUGGAAGCCAAAUCUGGAUUCGGAUUAUCCACAGAUGGUGAAGUCAAACAACUAUUGACAAUCGAGGCUGUGAGCAAGAGGAGCCCAAUCGAAAUAGUUUAAACUUAUUUGGGAGCUCAUGCUUUACCACCUGGAUUGAGUGAGAAGUAGGCAGAAUAGGAUGUCAUCCAGAAUCAAAUUCCAUAAAUCAAAAAACUUAUGGAUGAAGAUAAGAUCCAUCCUGAAUUUGUAGAUGUGUUUUGUGAGAAGGGAAUUUAUGAAAUUGAAACUACUAAAAAUAUACUGUAGGAAGGAGCAAAAAUAGGAUUGAUUCCUUCAUUUCAUGGAGAAGAAUUGAAUCACUUAGAAUCAGCCAAAUUGGGAGCAGAUCUAGGAGCAAUAGCCAUAUCUCAUCUGGAACAUGUAAUCUAUUUGGCUAUUAUUCAUAGUUGUCACAGGAGGGAAUCAAGGCAAUGGCUGAGAAAAAGGUGGUUGGGGUUAUUCUACCAACUACUCAAUUCAUCUUAAAACUUUAACCUCCUCCUGUUAGGGAGAUGAUUGACAGUGGAGUACCAACUGCUUUGGCCACUGAUUAUUGUCCCAAUGCUUAUUGCAUGUCCUUGCCUUUUACAAUGAGUUUAGCAUGUUUGAAUUUGAAAAUGAGACCAAAUGAGGCCUUGUGUGCUGUUACACUUAACGCUGCUGCCGCAUUAAAUAGACACAAAAAAAUUGGUUCUAUUGAGGUUGGAAAGUAGGGAGACUUCGUGAUUUUAGAUGCUCCUACUUGGGAACAUCUGAUUUAUUAAAUUGCUGAUUCUCCGAUUUGGAAGGUUAUCAAGAAAGGCAAAAUCGUCUAUGAAUAUUUAUGA
Molecule: messenger RNA, 1275 nt
Organism: Paramecium octaurelia
Lineage: Eukaryota; Ciliophora; Oligohymenophorea; Peniculida; Parameciidae
Source: the annotation of a GenBank genome assembly